GCUUCCCAUUUUGCAAACCACACCCUCACCGUCACGACUCCUCUGCUCCGGCUUCAACCGAACUGCGAGCGAGAGACCGACAGGAUGCAGACUAACGUGUUGGAUACCAUCACCAAACGCCUCCACGAGAAGGCGGCGCCUCCUCUUGAGAAGCUGAGCGCGACGGUGGUGCUGGUCAAGAAGAAAAACUUGGUGCCGUCGCUGUUGGACACACUGGAUGAAUUAGUCGGCAAGAGCGUCUGCUUCCACCUCGUCAGCGCCACCGCCGGCGAACCCGGUAAACUGAAUCAAGGAAGAAUAAGUCGGCCGGCGUACUUGGAGCACUGGGGGAUGCCGCUGAUGACGUCGGUGGUCGAAGGCGAGUCGCAGUUCAACGUGCAGUUUGAGUGGAACGCGAGCCACGGGGUUCCCGGCGCCGUCAUCGUUAAGAACCACCACCACUCGGAGUUCUACCUCAAGACCGUCACCUUGCCGAAGGGGGUCCCCGGCAAGAGCAACCGCAUCCAUUUCGUCUGCAAUUCCUGGGUUUAUCCGGUGAAGAACUACAACUACGAUCGCAUCUUCUUCACCAACGACACGUACCUGCCGAGCCAAACGCCAAAGCUGCUGAAGGCGUACAGAGAGGAAGAGCUCGUCCAUCUCAGGGGAGACCACGUCGACGGAGAACUCAAGGACCACGACCGUGUUUACGCCUACGCCUACUACAACGAUCUCGGCGAGCCGGACAAAGGCCACGACUACGCCCGCCCUGUCCUCGGCGGCUCCAAGGACUUACCUUAUCCUCGCCGGGGCCGCACCGGUCGACUUCCUACCAAGACUGACCCGAAAUCGGAGAGCCGGCUGUGGACGUUGAACCUCGAUAUCUACGUGCCUCGCGACGAGCGGUUCGGCCGCCUGAAGAUGUCGGACUUCCUCGGAAACGCGCUGAAGGCGAUUGUCCAGUCGCUGGUUCCGUCGCUGAACAUGGUGUUCGAUGCCACCCCCAUGGAAUUCGACUCCUUCCAAGACGUGCUGAAUCUCUUCGACGGCGGCCUGCGGCUGCCGCAGCUCGAAGAUAAUGGCGGCCAGGGCAACGACCAGAUCCCGCGGGAGCUCGUCAAAACCGACGGCGACAGAAUCCUCAAGCUUCCCCGCCCUCAAGUCAUCCAACAGGACACGGAAGCUUGGAGGAGCGACGAGGAGUUUGGAAGAGAGAUGUUGGCCGGAGUGAAUCCCCUCAUCAUCAGGCGACUGCAGGAGUUUCCUCCGACCAGCAAGCUUGAUCACAAUUUGUACGGCAACCACACCAGCUCUAUUACGGCGGCUCACAUCGAGAAGAACAUGGAAGGCAGAACGGUGGAAGAGGCGAUGAAGGCUAACAAGCUGUUCAUUUUGGAUCAUCACGAUGCGUUGAUGCCCUACUUGAACCGCAUCAACUCUGGCGACAACAAGAUCUACGCAACCAGGACUCUGCUGCUGCUUAAGGAUGACGGCACGCUGAAGCCGCUGGCCAUAGAGCUGAGCCUGCCGCACCCUGAGGGAGAGAAUUGCGGCGCGGUCAACCGCGUGUUUACGCCCGCGGAGAGUGGCGUCGAGGGCUCCGUUUGGAGCCUCGCCAAGGCUUACGCCGCCGUCAAUGACUCCGGCUACCACCAACUCGUCAGCCACUGGCUGAACACGCAUGCGGUGAUGGAGCCCUUCGUGAUCGCCACCAACCGGCAGCUCAGCGUCGUCCACCCUGUGCACAAGCUUCUCAGCCCGCACAACCGCGACACGAUGAACAUCAACGCCUUCGCUCGUCAGACACUUAUCAACGCCGGUGGAAUCCUGGAGCUCACUGUCUUCCCCGGGAAAUACGCCCUGGAGAUGUCCGCCGUCGUCUACAAGGACUGGAAGCUGACAGAGCAAGGGCUCCCCGAUGAUCUCCUCAAGAGAGGAGUGGCGGUGGAGGAUCCGACGAGCCCGUACAAGCUCCGGCUGCUGAUCGAGGACUACCCGUACGCCGUCGACGGCCUUGCGAUUUGGUCGGCGAUUGAGACGUGGGUGACCGACUACUGCACCAUCUACUACCCCGAUGACGAGGUGGUCCGCGCCGACGUCGAGCUGCAGGCGUGGUGGAAGGAGGUGCGCGAGGUCGGGCACGGCGACAAGAUGGACGAGGCCUGGUGGCCCAAGUUGGAGACCGUCGCCGAGCUGACCAAGACCUGCACCACCAUCAUCUGGGUGGCUUCCGCCCUCCACGCUGCCGUCAAUUUCGGGCAGUUCCCCUACGCCGGCUACCUGCCGAAUCGCCCCACCAUAAGUCGGCGGUGGAUGCCGGAGCCGGGGACGCCGGAGUACGCGGAGCUGGAAAAGAACCCGGACCUGUUCUUCCUCUCGACCAUCACGGGCCAGUUCCAGACCAUCCUUGGCGUGUCGCUGAUCGAGAUCCUGUCGCGUCACUCGUCGGACGAGGUGUACCUCGGCCAGCGGGACGCGCCGGAGUGGACCUCCGACCAGAGGGCGCUGGAGGCCUUCGAGCGGUUCCGCCAAAAGCUGAUCGAGAUCGAGAACCGGAUCCUGAGAAUGAACCGGGACCCGAAAUUGAAGAACCGGACCGGACCGGUGAAGAUGCCCUACAUGCUGCUCUACCCCAACACGUCCGACUUUACCCGGGUCGGUGGCCUCACCGGCCGCGGGAUCCCCAACAGCGUCUCGAUUUGAGUCGAGUUCGAAUCCAAUUCAAACUCAACUCGAAUUUGUUCGAGCUAAAUCGUAUCCUUCCAAAUAAACUCUAUGUUUACUUGUCCGGAUGUAGGUUUAUGUUUAAGUGCCCUGAUGUUGCUGUGAGAAGUGUUAAUUUAAGUGGAAUAAAGAUGAAUUGUUAGAUAAA
Molecule: messenger RNA, 2851 nt
Organism: Zingiber officinale
Lineage: Eukaryota; Viridiplantae; Streptophyta; Magnoliopsida; Zingiberales; Zingiberaceae
Product: probable linoleate 9S-lipoxygenase 4
Exons: 7
Coding region: 85-2682 (865 amino acids)
Biological process (GO): lipid oxidation
Molecular function (GO): protein binding; metal ion binding; oxidoreductase activity, acting on single donors with incorporation of molecular oxygen, incorporation of two atoms of oxygen
Source: RefSeq, a predicted model, not a curated record